Ceraceosorus guamensis is the source of this 785-nucleotide messenger RNA. RefSeq lists its product as hypothetical. The record is from RefSeq and is a predicted model, not a curated record. The coding region runs from base 246 to 731 and encodes 161 amino acids. NCBI's taxonomy places the organism in Eukaryota, Fungi, Basidiomycota, Exobasidiomycetes, Ceraceosorales, Ceraceosoraceae. The transcript has a single exon.
AGUCACACUCUCACUCGCACUCACAACCGCACUCACACUCACAAUCGCACACGCACUCACACUCACACUCACACUCACACUCACGAGUCUCACGCAGUCACCGUCUCACGCAACACCCUCAUCCCCGUCGUCAUUCCCAUCGUCAUCCCCCACGUCCAGCCACCAGCAUUCACAUUCACAUUCACAUUCACCUCCUCGAUGACACAACAUCCAUCCACAACAGCCAGCGUGCCAUCGCGCACACCAUGACGCCACACGCUCUCCCUUUCCCAGCUCCAGCAGCAGCAGCAGCGGCGGCGGCGGCGGCAGGCGGAGCAGCAGCAGAGAUGCGCCUAGAGGCAACGCCUGCCCUGCUGACCACGCUGUGCGAAGAGAGGCAGAUGCGCCAGAGAGAGAUCAGGCAAGCGUGCGCAGGUCGCAAGAGCAACAUCAUCACUUUUCCAAUGGCGGCGGCGGCGGCGGCGGCGGCCAGUGUCAAUAAUGCGACUGCGAGUGCGAGUGCGGGAGUGGGAGUGGGAGCUGAGGAGAGGGCAGCUCAUACGCUUUGCAGGCUCUUGGCCAGCGUGUUUGUGGUGCCGCUGUGCGAUUGGAAGAGCCAGUCGCCUGGUGAGUCGGUCGACUGUGGGGGGAUGGCGGCGAUAUCAUGGCUAAUGCUGGCUGAUGCAGUGCACGCACUCACACCCACACACCCACCCACUCGCUCCCGCAGCCAGCAUCGUGCGUGGCAAUAAUGAUCACGAUGCGCAUGCUGGGCAGCAAUCACCCAAUGCUGCUGCUGAUGCUGC